CAAAAUAAUAAAUAAAUGAAUUUUAUAGAUUAAGAUGAUUGUAAUAUCCCUUUUGAUUAUGAGGAUGACUUAAUUUUCCCUCCAUAUUAUGAAAAUGCAGAAACACCUGAACAUAGCAAAUCUACUGAUUUAGAAUAAAAGUUCAAAAACGAUAGAAAGGAAAGAAUUUAAAAAAAAAGAAUAGAAAAGAAAUAAAAAGGAAAGUCCUAAUCAAGUAAUAAUCUGUCAAAAGAAGAGUUACGAAAAUUAAGAAAUAGAAAUUCUGCCUAACAGUCAAGAGAUAGAAAAAAGCAAUAAUUUGAUUCAUUGAUCUUAGAAAACCAAAACUAUUAAAUGUUACUAUAACAAAAAGAAUAAUAAAUAUAAUUAUUAAUGGAAGAGAACAAUUAAUAAAGAUUAAAAAUAUAAAUUUUAGAAGAAUAAAAGUAUUUAUCAUAACAAUAUUAAUUAGUUAAAAUUAUAAAUGCAUGAAUUGUUCCUAAGAAUCAAAUCAUGAAAUGAUAAGAGUAAAUGUUAUCACAAAAUAAAAGAUGAUGAAUUAUGGUUUAUUAUCUUUAUUGGCAAUUACUUGUAUUUUAUCAAUUGUAAGUAAUGAUUACGAAUUUUCACCAAAACCUAUAUCUUUACACUAAAUUUCGGAUUAAAAAUAUGACUUUUUAGCUCCUAAAUAAUAGUUUUCUAACUCAACAUAAUUGGCACUUUACAAUCAUUUAUCUAUACCAGAACAUUAGCAUAAUAAUCAAACACUUUUUUAUAAUUGUACAGGAAAUGAGAAGGAAUGUCAAACAUUUUUAAAUAUCAUAAAGGCUGAAAAUGCUAAUAAUUUAUAUUUUGUAAAUGAUGCUUCAGAUCAUUUACCUGCUGAAUAAGAUCAUCAUUUUGAUAAAGGGGAAGAUGUUUAUUUAAUCAAAAUUAAAUAAGAUGAUGAAGAUAAUUUUAUGAUAUUUAGAGCUAGAUGUUAAAUAACUGAAAGUAACAAAUUAUUGUUUGAAAGAGAUAGUUACGAUUCUUAUAACAAUAGCUUAUAAUACUGA
This is a messenger RNA of Paramecium sonneborni, 1034 nucleotides long. The record is from the annotation of a GenBank genome assembly. NCBI's taxonomy places the organism in Eukaryota, Ciliophora, Oligohymenophorea, Peniculida, Parameciidae.